Cuscuta epithymum is the source of this 505-nucleotide messenger RNA. NCBI's taxonomy places the organism in Eukaryota, Viridiplantae, Streptophyta, Magnoliopsida, Solanales, Convolvulaceae. The record is from the annotation of a GenBank genome assembly.
AUCUGUAUUGGCUGGAGACUUUUUUGCUUUCCAGAGCGCACUUGCCUCUUUAAAGAACCCUGAGGCUUGUAUCGGAGCUAUUGAUGGUACACAGAUUGUAAUAGCUAUAUCUGAGGAAGAUCAAAAUGCGCCAUCGAGGAAGAAAGGAAAUACCAACUACAAAUGUUUUAGCAGUUUGUGACUUUAACUUGCUAUUCACAUAUGUGCUAACUAGAUGGGAGGGAUCAGCACAUGAUUCACUCAUAUUCCUUGACACGAGGAACAAUCCAACCCUUAAUUUUCUGAAACCACCAACAAAUACGUUAUUCUUUAAAGGGCCGGUACAAAAUUGUUUUUUUGAAACAAAUUUGCACGAGUCAAAGAAAAAUUUGGUACGUUUCUUGCAUGAGUUCUGUACUUCAAGUAAAAGCCUGCAGAUGGUCCAGCAGCUUCGACUCUUCAAGUAUAUACCAUUUUGAAGUUUUAUGUUGAUUUGUAUUUUUAUUUGCAUACAGAUGGUCCUGCG